GAGAGACAGAGAGAGAGAGAGAGAGAGAGAGAGAGAGAGAGAGGAAUUGCUGCAUUUGAACGUUAGCUGAGCCAGGGAGGGAGAGACAACCAACCAACCAACCAACCAACCUAGAGAGAGAGAGAGAGAGAGAGAGAGAGAGAGAGAGAGAGAGAGAGACGUAGAACAAGAUAGAAACCCAACAAAAAAGGAAAGGUUUUUUUUUUUUUUUGAUCAUAACAAAAAAGGAAAGGUUAAGAGCAAUAGCAUAGCAUAUAUAUACGUGAGAGAGAGGAAUAAAUUAAAAGGGAGAGAAAUAGUAAGGAGGAGAAAUGGUAGGGGAAAUUCAGAAGAGGGUGGUUCUUGAAGAUAUAGCAAUAAUAGGAGGAUUGAUAUUGGUGCAAUUUGUGUAUGCAGGGAACUCAGUUUUGCUGAGCUAUCUCAUGUCUUUGCGCCUUAAUCCUCUCACUAUCGUCAUCUUCACUGCCCUUUCCACCUUCCUUGUUCUCUCUCCUCUCUCCUUCUGUUUUGAAAGGAGUAAAUGGCCGAAGAAAUUGAGUCUCAAAUUGUUGGUUCAGCUGGUUUUAAUUGCUAUUGGAGGAGUGACACUAUUCCAAUCUUUGUAUUUGAAGGGGAUUAAGCUAACCUCACCAGCCAUGGCCACUGCUAUGCCAAAUCUUGCUCCGGGACUCAUCUUUGUCAUCGCCGCAGUUUUUAGGUUAGAGAAAGUGAAACUGAGUUGCAUGUACAGCCGAGUUAAGAUUGUAGGGACAUUGAUGUGUGUCACUGGAGCUGUUACCAUGAGCAUCAUGCAGAGCACCAUGCACGACGACCCGACGGCCGAAGAUAGCCAAUUACAACUGUCUCUGCCCGAGACUGGUAACUUGUUCAACAUACAGAAGAUCAUUGGUUGCUUGUAUCUCAUGGCUGCGGUCUUAGCUUUAUCAAGCAACAUAGUCUUACAGGCUGUAACUUUAAGUGAUUUUCCGGCGCCAAUUUCCUUGUGUGCUAUAACAUCACUAAUAGGAGUGGUAAUAACUUCGAUGGUAGAGUUGAUUCAAGACCACCAUUUCGAUAUUGGAUGGCCGAUAGUCAGUGUUCGAGACAUCAUUGGCUUUUCGCUAUUGGGAGGAAUAGUUAGUGGGGGGUGUUUUAGCUUCAAUGGAUGGGCAAUGAAAAAGAGAGGACCUGUGCUUGUGGCUAUGUUUAGUCCUGUUGCAACUGUCGUCUCUGUCAUCCUAUCUUUCCUCACCACAGGAGAGUACAUCACUCUUGGAAGUGUUUUCGGUAUGGUCCUCAUGUUCACCGGCCUCUACUUCUUUCUCUGGGCUAAGCGGAAAGAAGAUUUCACCGUCAGAGUCAGAGAUGGAGAUAAAGAUGGGGAUGGCUCGGAAAGUGAGUGCGACAUGGAAAAGCAUCUCUUGUCCUAAUUUUUCUUGGAAUUAAUUUGAUUAGUAAGCUUGGUAAAUACAUGUUUCAUCGCCAAAUUCAUGCCUACUAAAGGCCAAAUAGGUGCGGUUGAACUUUCAAAUGGUAGUAACAACAGUAGUUCAUACUGUUCAUUUGUUAUAUCAAAUUGAUUUCUCAAUGGUAUAAAUUCGAACAGAGGCAUUAAACACUGUAAA
This is a messenger RNA of Rhododendron vialii, 1604 nucleotides long. Its product is annotated as WAT1-related protein At5g47470. The coding region runs from base 312 to 1409 and encodes 365 amino acids. The record is from RefSeq and is a predicted model, not a curated record. Gene Ontology annotation, cellular component: plasma membrane. The transcript has 7 exons. Gene Ontology annotation, molecular function: transmembrane transporter activity. Lineage: Eukaryota; Viridiplantae; Streptophyta; Magnoliopsida; Ericales; Ericaceae.